Messenger RNA from Scutellospora calospora, 609 nucleotides. Lineage: Eukaryota; Fungi; Glomeromycota; Glomeromycetes; Diversisporales; Gigasporaceae. The record is from the annotation of a GenBank genome assembly.
AUGCAAGAUUUUAUCAAUAAUCGACUUAACCAACAAAGAGAGAUUGUACAAAGACUUUUCGAAAGAUUGAACCAGAAUCAACAAAGAAACUCAAGAAGAAUUACUGUAAAUCAUAGAAGAACAGUAGGAAUUCAAAGACCAAGAAUAGGAAGAUCAUUUAUUUAUCCAAGACAACAAAGAUUAAUAGGACAAAUAGAAAAUGAAGAUAAUUUUACGAAUUCUAAUAUUAUAAAUAAUUUUAUGAAUGAAUUUAGAAAUAAUCAAAAUACAGAAAGACAAAUAAUAAGAUAUAGUACUAUAACAAAUAUUCCAAAUACAGUAAAUGAUUUUAUAGAAGAAUUAGGAAUACAUUCUAAUGUAGAUAAUACUUAUUUAGGAGAAGCUCGAAUAGAACCUAGAAAAAGUAUAGAAGAAAAUAAAUCUAUCAAAUCAAAUUCUUUACAAACCAAUUAUAUUUCAGAUGUAACAUAUAUAUUAGAUACAUCUGAUGAAGAUGAUUUAUUCAUAUCAGAAGAAGAAAUUGAAAGAACAAAAAAAAGAGAAAAUAAAUUCUUAUCACCUGAAGAAUUUGCAGAAGAAAAUGAAAGAAGAAUACAGGAAAGAGAAUAA